UGUGAUGUUAGCGCUAUCGUCCGCGUGUACGUGCGGGUACACAGUUUACCCACGUGCACAGUGGGGCAGGAGUAUCUGCAAACACACGGAGAGCGGCUUUCACACAAUUCUACGACCGGCAGAAGCGGCAGUAGGGGUCGUAUCAACACACACCACCACCGCCGCCGAGGAACGUAGAGAGGUGCAACAACAGCUCGUCCAUAAAGAGGCGGAAGUAUACAAGGAAUUACAGUUGGCACCAGCGAAUCUGUCUGCGGUAUAUUUAGGCUUGGACAUCGUGUCGGCCCACGGUUUCUCUUACGACGGACUGUUUGUCACCUAUUUCGUUGAUCUGCCGCAACACUGGAGCACAAAGCAGAAAGAAAGGCUAUUCGGAAGAACGCAGAAAUGUCUCUUGGACAAUAAAUCGGCGCACUUCAGUUAUUGCACCGAUAUAUUGUUGCAUUACCCGUCGAAAGAGAUUCAACCGAGUGCGAAUAUAUCGCCGCUUUGGCCUCGUCUACUAUUCUCUGUGGCGUCUGUGGAUAGUUGGACCAGAUAUCGAAUAGAGGGAUAUGCAGCACUACCGUUGCCAAUGACGCCUGGCUCGUACGAGUUCACAAUCCCUACGUGGCGUGCAAAAGGAAAUUUCAUCGACGCAUUAAGACGAUUCUUCAUUGGCGGCUCUUACGAACUCGAGGACAUAACGUAUUGCGGUAUUCCAGCGGCGCACGAGGGUAAAAUUUUGGAUAAGUCAAAUCUGAAUGUUGUCUCUAGCGGGGAUAUCAAAGUCAACGUUAAUAUCGCUCAUCAAAACCGUACACUUGCGAAAUAUCUCGAUUAUCAAGUGGACGGCUCAAGUAGAAUAAGUACUGAUGCACUUAUGAACAGUGUUGAAAAUGUUCUUGAACAAUUUAAGGCGGCUAAAGAACGUAUGAUACAAAUAAGAGCGAUGAAUCCAUAACUAUAAGUUAUUCUAAACAA
Messenger RNA from Dinoponera quadriceps, 963 nucleotides. It is a transcript of the gene Mks1, whose product is annotated as Meckel syndrome type 1 protein-like. The record is from RefSeq and is a predicted model, not a curated record. The coding region runs from base 5 to 943 and encodes 312 amino acids. The transcript has 3 exons. Gene Ontology annotation, biological process: cilium assembly. Lineage: Eukaryota; Metazoa; Arthropoda; Insecta; Hymenoptera; Formicidae. Gene Ontology annotation, cellular component: MKS complex.